CAUGAAUUGAGACGACCGGUACAUGGUUGUACCUCUGAUGCAUGCUGCAAACUAACGUAUCUCGUAUUUAAUGGCUGAACUUAGUGGAAAUGGACAUAUAAUGUCCAUGGAAAACAAAAGAAAUCGUCACUAUUUUACUACAACAGUAGUAUUUUUAGGUAUCCAAACUUUGAUAAUUCUGUUUAUUUACCCAAUAGUCAUUGGCAUCGUAGUAGUCUCUUUCCAAAACGAUAUUAUGAAACUGGAGAUAUCUAUCGAUAAUUUGAAAACUCACAAAGAUUUGCAGCAUGCAUCAGACACAGAACCAGAGACAGAGCAGCGAUGCACAUGCUCGGAAACAGUAAGCGAAAAUGAUGUCACCACCCAGGUUGGGAGCAGUACUCUUCGUUGCUGCACAACAGAUGAAGACAGUGUCAGGAUGUUAAUUUUACGUAUUAUUGAUGAAGAUCGUCGCCAACGCAACAGAAAAAGACGACCAGAUAGGACAACUCUCACAGUCGGUGCAAUUGAACGACUGGUUUCUAACAUUAUCAAGCAAAAUAAAACAGAGCAUGCGGUGGAUACAGGUAGCAAUUCCAACACUAUGCCGUCAACGAGUAUUAUUACUAUAGCCGUGCACUUGACCGGACGACCGUCACUGAAUGGAUUUACUGAUAGUAAACAACUUCACAGGCAGAAAGGUUACAAAAAGGUUGGUCCAUGGGAAUAUAAUAACGGCCAAUCAUUUGCAAGAUACGUUCAAGUAGAUGAUCAUCACAUCAUAGUUCCCAAGACUGGCAUUUACUAUGUGUACAGUCAGGUGUGUUUUACUUAUGACUCCAGUGAAUAG
This is a messenger RNA of Saccoglossus kowalevskii, 829 nucleotides long. RefSeq lists its product as uncharacterized. Lineage: Eukaryota; Metazoa; Hemichordata; Enteropneusta; Harrimaniidae. The record is from RefSeq and is a predicted model, not a curated record.